AUGGCUAAAAAGCCACCUGCGCCACCAGUUCCAGCACCGGAAGUUGUAACCCCAGCGGCUCCUCCUCCUGCACAAACGACACCAGUUACCGUGUCUGCGGAUACACCAGGGCGAACUCCAUCAGCAAGAACACCAGCAACAACAGCACCAGCAACAACAGCACCAGCAAUAACAACACCAGCAACAACAGCACCGGCAACAACAGCAUCAGCAGGAGAAACAGCUGCACCAAAAUCAGCAGCGGCACCAAAAUUAACAGCGGCACCACAAUCUCAGUAUGUGUCCCCGCAGGCCGACAUAGCAAUAAUGGCAAGUAUUCCGAUCGACGUAAUAUCGAUACCAGUUCGAGCAGAGAGAAAAACGGAGGAGACUGAUGAAAUGAAAUCGUCGGAGCCAGGAACGCAAAAAGGAACAGAUGAUCAGCAAACAUCACCCAAUCAGUAG
Gongylonema pulchrum is the source of this 444-nucleotide messenger RNA. The record is from the annotation of a GenBank genome assembly. NCBI's taxonomy places the organism in Eukaryota, Metazoa, Nematoda, Chromadorea, Rhabditida, Gongylonematidae.